AUGGCCUCCACGCCCAGGACUGUGCUGAUUUCAGGCUGUUCAUCAGGAAUUGGCCUGGAGCUCGCUGUGCAGUUGGCUCAGGACCCCAGACAGCGUUACCAGGUGGUGGCUACCAUGAGGGACCUGAGAAAGAAGGAGAUGCUGGAGGCAGCUGCUGGGGAGGCUCUGGGAAAGACCCUCACUGUGGCCCAGCUAGACGUGUGCAAUGAUGAGUCAGUGACCCAGUGUCUCGACUGCAUCCAAGAAGUGGACGUGCUGGUGAAUAAUGCCGGAGUGGGCCUGGUGGGGCCCCUGGAGGGACUCAGCAUGGACGCCAUGCAGAACGUCUUUGACACCAACUUUUUCGGGGCCAUCCGUCUGGUCAAAGCCGUACUUCCAGGAAUGAAGAAGAGGCGACAAGGCCAUAUCGUGGUGGUCAGCAGUGUCAUGGGUCUGCAGGGUGUCAUGUUCAAUGACGUCUAUUCAGCCUCCAAGUUUGCCCUGGAGGGAUUCUUCGAGAGUCUGGCUAUCCAGCUGCUUCAGUUCAACAUCUUCAUCUCCCUGGUGGAGCCCGGCCCUGUGGUCACUGACUUCGAGGGGAAGCUCAUGGCUCAGGUUUCCGCUGCCGAGUUCCCGGGCACCGACCCCGAAACCCUGGCCUACUUCAGGGACUUCUACCUCCCCGGCUCCAGGGAGCUCUUCCGCUCAGUGGGACAGAGCCCAAAGGAUGUGGCCCAGGCCAUUGCCAAGGUCAUCGGCUCGACCAGGCCACCUCUGCGUAAACAAACCAACGUCCGCUACCUCCCGCUGCCGGCGCUCAAAGCCCUGGACCCCUCGGGCAGCCUGUACGUGAGAACUGCCCACAGCCUCCUCUUCCGCUGGCCACGCCUGCUCCACCUUGGCCUCCGUUGCCUGGCCUGCGGCUGCCUCCCAGCCCGGGUGUGGCCUCGAUGA
Molecule: messenger RNA, 933 nt
Organism: Sciurus carolinensis (gray squirrel)
Lineage: Eukaryota; Metazoa; Chordata; Mammalia; Rodentia; Sciuridae
Gene: Rdh8
Product: retinol dehydrogenase 8
Exons: 6
Coding region: 1-933 (310 amino acids)
Biological process (GO): estrogen biosynthetic process
Cellular component (GO): cytoplasm
Molecular function (GO): estradiol 17-beta-dehydrogenase [NAD(P)+] activity
Source: RefSeq, a predicted model, not a curated record